AGAAAAAUCAUAGCAGAGCAUUUUGGUUGAGGAAGCGUGGACUUUUUUUUUUGGCAAUCUCUCAGAUCCACCGUACACAACACCCAAAAGCAAACACAAGAAGAACAUGUAAACAGACACAACAUAAAGUUUGCAGACUUUUCCAGUCUUCAUGGACACACACACAAGUUAAGAUUGGCAGAAACUUUCCAUUUUUGGAGAAAAGGUUUGAAGCUUUCUUCAACUCUGUUUUUGCUCCGGUUGAAAAGUCAAACCAAGCUAAAUGAACGGUGACCGACCGCCGUGGAAGGAGGAGGCGGCGUCUGGCGGUAGAGGACCUCCGCCACGGCCCACCAUCACUCUGCCGCCACGUACGGAUACCCUUUUCAGCGGUGGUUUCAGCCCUGGUCCCAUGACUCUGCUCUCUAAUCUCCUUGCCGAUGGCGACGACUGCAAGUCAUUCUCCCAGCUGCUCGCCGGCGCCAUGGCGUCUCCGGCGGCGGCGGCACACGGUGGCUUCUCACCUGGUCUCUUUUCUCCUCAGGUGUCCUUUGAAAUGUCACACCAGCAAGCUCUAGCACAGGUUUCAGCUCAGGGCAGCUCAAACAUGCAUCUCCAACCAGAAAAUUCAUUAUCUAGAUCAGCAUUGCAUACUUCCAAUACUACACAACACCACCUUGUGCCACCCUCAGGGGAAGAAUCUCAUGCAGCAAAGACAGAACCCACUGAUUAUUCUCUCUCUGAACAAAGAUUCCAGUCUUCUUCAUUGAAUGUUGACAAGCCUGCUGAUGACGGCUACAACUGGAGAAAAUAUGGGCAGAAACAUGUGAAGGGUAGUGAGUUUCCUCGAAGCUAUUACAAGUGCACGCAUCCUAAUUGUCCUGUCAAGAAGAAGGUGGAGCGCUCGCUCGAUGGCCAUGUCACCGCGAUCAUUUAUAAAGGGGAACACAAUCAUCAACGCCCUCAUCCAAACAAGCGCGCUAAAGAUGCCGUGAUUUCAAAUGACAAUUCCAAUAUGCAAGGGAAUGUUGAUUUAACAACUUAUCAAGGGAUGAGUACAAAUGCAAUGUCUAAGAUGGAUCAGGAAUCUAGUCAGGCAACUGCUGAACAUGUAUCAGGAACAAGUGACAGUGAGGAAGUAGGUGAUCAUGAAACUGAAGUGGAUGAGAAAAAUGUUGAGCCUGAACCCAAGAGGAGAAAUACAGAAGUCAUACCCUCAGAACCAGCUUCUUCACAUAGGACAGUCACAGAGAACAGAAUAAUUGUGCAAACAACAAGUGAAGUUGACCUCUUAGAUGACGGGUAUAGAUGGCGAAAAUAUGGGCAGAAAGUUGUCAAAGGAAAUCCUUAUCCUAGGAGCUAUUACAAAUGUACAACCCCGGGUUGCAAUGUCCGGAAGCAUGUGGAGAGAGCUUCAACAGAUCCUAAAGCUGUGAUAACGACAUAUGAAGGAAAGCAUAAUCAUGAUGUGCCUGCAGCUAAGACUAACAGUCACACCAUCGCCAACAAUAGUGCGUCACAGUUAAGAUCACAAAACAAUAAUCAUGGUUUUGGAAACAGUGGAAUUGGGGGCAACGAGCAACAGCCUGUUGCGCGUCUGCGGUUGAAGGAAGAACAGAUAACCUAGGUUUCCUAGUAUGAGGUCGGAAGAACUGGUAAUCUGAGAACAUCCCACUUGUAAGUUAAAAAUGUGUCACACUUCACAUGUCAUCUUUAUUUUGAUGUUCAAUGUAUUCUUUUUUAGUCUUAGGCCAGAGUUUUGAUCAAUUCCUUAUGAACAAAGCAGUUCUAUAUAUAGUGUUCUCUUUCUCCAAAACCAUUUCCUGAUGACAGAUUUGAAGGAAGACACGUUUAAGCAAGAGAAGUUUGUGGAGUGAACAGAGGUUCUGGAUGAUGCUGUACCAAUUGUGCCUUUUGUGUGUGCAUUAAAUAUAUAAAUUAUGUUGUAUAACAUAGUUUAUCAUUUUCAUCAUGUAAUUCCUUGCUCUGUUAUAAUUUGCUAAUAAUGUGACAAAAAUUUGGAUCAUAUCAUAAAUUUCAUUCUAGUC
Molecule: messenger RNA, 2027 nt
Organism: Lotus japonicus
Lineage: Eukaryota; Viridiplantae; Streptophyta; Magnoliopsida; Fabales; Fabaceae
Product: probable WRKY transcription factor 4
Exons: 4
Coding region: 263-1606 (447 amino acids)
Biological process (GO): regulation of DNA-templated transcription
Molecular function (GO): DNA-binding transcription factor activity; sequence-specific DNA binding
Source: RefSeq, a predicted model, not a curated record